Molecule: messenger RNA, 521 nt
Organism: Nicrophorus vespilloides
Lineage: Eukaryota; Metazoa; Arthropoda; Insecta; Coleoptera; Silphidae
Product: general odorant-binding protein 72-like
Exons: 6
Coding region: 1-420 (139 amino acids)
Molecular function (GO): odorant binding
Source: RefSeq, a predicted model, not a curated record
AUGUCCAAAGUCGUUAUUUUGUUCAUUUUGGCCUUUGCCACUACAGGAAUUUUUUGCGCAGACUCAAAUGUACCGGCCGUUUUCAAAGUUAUAGCCAAAUCUUUAAGGGCGUCAUGUCUUGCUGAAACUGGAGCUGACGAGGAUAUUGUGAACGCUGUUAAUAAGGGCGAAUUUGUGAAUGAUGAGAAGAUGUGGUGUUAUUUAAAAUGCAUUUUUAAGAAAAUGGGAACGAUAAAAGGUGAUACCAUUGAUACUAAGAAACUUGCCAACGGUUUUCCGGAGAAGAUCAGAGGUACUUAUGCGCCCGGCAUCAAACAUUGCAAAGAUAAUGCUCCAGUUGGUGCUGAUAUUUGCGAAACAGUUUUCCUGUUUAACAAAUGCUUGUAUGAGCAUAAUCCAGAGAUAUAUUUCAUCUUUUGACAGCCUAUUUUUGGAUAUUUCGAAUAUGAUUUGGAUAAUUCGUAAUUACAUUAAAUUUAGUGUUUUAUUCUUUAUAUACUAUAGACAUUUUAUGCUUUUCU